Solea senegalensis (Senegalese sole) is the source of this 3764-nucleotide messenger RNA. RefSeq names its product SUMO specific peptidase 6a (gene senp6a). The transcript has 23 exons. The record is from RefSeq and is a predicted model, not a curated record. Gene Ontology annotation, cellular component: cytoplasm; nucleus. Lineage: Eukaryota; Metazoa; Chordata; Actinopteri; Pleuronectiformes; Soleidae. Gene Ontology annotation, molecular function: SUMO-specific endopeptidase activity. Gene Ontology annotation, biological process: regulation of spindle assembly; regulation of kinetochore assembly; protein desumoylation. Bases 87 to 3386 code for a protein of 1099 amino acids.
CAGCAGCUCUGCAGCUUCACUGUGUGUGAGCCUGUGAUGAGGAGCACCGACCGCUGUCAUCUGAGCGGCAGUAUCAUGGAAUAAACAUGGCCCACAACAGAAGCUUUUUCUUCGAAGGCCUGGACAGAUCAGAGAGCAGGAGAGAUGGAGGCUACAAACACAACUGGAGCUUUUCUCUGUCUGGUGACAGUGAAGAGGAGAAGAGACAUGAAGCCGGCGUGGUGAGCAUGGAGGAGAUGAGCAGGCCACAGUCGACCUCCCCUGAGGAGAAAAAGUCUCCCUCCCUCAGACACUUCACGUCCUCCGAUUCAAUCAGAACGUACGAGAACCGCUCAAAUCAUCUCAUGAGGCCUCUGAACAAACCGGGACCCAGGAAACUCAGCGACGUCCCUCUGUCGGUAGCGACGUCCUCGCCGAUGCCCAACAGAACCAACUAUUUCAUCAUCAGUCCCGCGUCUUCGCCGGGAAUCGUCUUACAGGGUCGACACUUCCAGCACGCACAGAUGCCGUCUGCCGCCAGGAAACCGGCUCAGAGAAACGACUUCCCCACAACACAACAGGCUGUAGAGAUGGACAGCAUCGUCCUCACCUGUCCAGAGGUUCCAGAGGACGAGGAUCUGAACAUCAAACGUCGCGUGCAUCAGAAAAGGAAACCGCUGGACGGCUGCUGUUCUUUCCCCUCACAGGUCAAAGCAUCAGAGCCUCUGCGGCCGGCAAACUUCCACUCGGUGUGUGUGAAGUGCAACAAGCCGAGCACCGGCGCCACCAAGUGUCACAGCUGCGGGAGCGGCGCGGCACCGCCGGCAGCGCUGCUGCCCUGCCAGCAGGCGGCACUCUCCUCCCCGACCCCUCGACCCCCCAUCAGGUCGCAGCCGUCCCCCGGACCAAACAGCCCGCAGCAGAACUUCUACAAGCCGGCCACGACCACGAGGACGUCGCUCACGAGCGCCAGGGGAACUCUGCUGCCGCUGAGCAACGGCAGGACGCCGCUGUCGGCCGGGACGUCGAGCUGCUGCGGAGCCAGAAACCCGACCAAAGGCAAGAGAGCGACCACCGCGAGCCAGCAGCACGAACUCAACGACCCCAUCGUCCUGUCCAGCGAUGACGAGGACGACGCCGACAACGCCAGCACAGGAAGUGUCAACAGGCUGGACAACGUCUCCCCUCGGCCGGCAGACUCGGCGCACUCUUCGCCGGCGCCCUCCGGUGGCAGAGUGGAGGCGGCGGAGAAGAGCGCGGGCGAUGGCGAGGACAUGAACACGGAGUUCUUUGAAGACGUCAACAUGAAGAUCACGCUGCCGCGGCGGGCUCGCAUGAAAGACCAGUUUGGAAAUCAACCACCCGAGCAGUUUUCUCCGCGGACAAAGAAGCCAAAAGUGUCGUCUGACAAGUGCGACAACAUCAUACUGCAGUGUCGGAGCGUCAGGGUGGGAACUCUGCGCAGGGUGGUGACCAAACCCGUCAUCUUUACCACCACCAACGUCCAGCUGGAAACAGAAGUGUCGGAUUCGGAGUCGAACGCCAAGACCAUGGAGAACGUCAGCCUCCGAGCGUCAGAGCUGAUCAGCUGCGAGUGGUGCAACGUGCGGAAGCUGCCCGUGUUGUUCUUCCAGACGACGCCGCUGGAGUGUGAGCGUCUGCGCACGCAGCUGAGCAUGAGCAGGGAGAAGGGAAGCGAUUGGUACGACUGCACCAGCCACGAGUCGGAUGAGAAGUACAUCGUGUUGAUCUUCGAGAACGGGCUGGCGAUGCAGGAGCAGAUGAUCCUGGAGGACAUCCUGAACGAGAUCGGCCGCGCCAACAACCUCGUCGGCUUCCCUGCCAAGCUGCCGUUCGAGGAGGCCAACAUGCGCCUGGUCAACUACAACAAGGCCAGCAAGCAGAAGGAGGACAAGGUGAAGCCGACGCAAACUCCUCCCAAAAACGUCACACAGGUCACGCAGGUCACACAGGUCACGCAGGUCACGAUGCCCGUCCGCACGCGGAUGUCCACUCGCCAACAGACCAGCACGUACUUUGAAGACGAGGACGACGACAUGACCGACCUGCAGCCCACUUUCUCCGGACCAAUCAUCAAGUUAAUGGUGUAUCCUCCUCCUCCAGCCAAAGGUGGCAUCUCUGUCACGAAUGAAGACCUCCACUGCCUUAACGAUGGAGAAUUCCUCAACGACGUCAUCAUAGAUUUUUAUUUAAAAUAUUUAGUUUUAGAGAAGUUGAAAAAAGACGACGCACAAAGAAUCCACGUGUUCAGCUCCUUCUUUUACAAGAGGCUGAACCAGCGGGAGAGGAGGAACGUUCCUGAAACCACAAACCUGCCAAUGCAGAAGAGGAAGCACAACAGGGUGAAGACGUGGACUCGACACGUGGAUCUGUUCCAGAAGGACUUUAUUUUUGUUCCCAUCAACGAGUCAGCUCACUGGUACCUCGCCGUCAUCUGUUUCCCGGGCCUCGAGGGUCCAGUGUUCGAGCAGAACCCAAUGUCCCGGGACCCGUCUGCGGCGUCCAGCUCGCUUGUGCAUCGUCCCUCAUCGGAGGAGAACAUCCCGGAACACUGUCGUCCUCUGUCGCCGGACGGAGACGGGCUGGACGUGUCCCCGGAGCAGCCGUCGCCCGGCGCCGCUGACGCGCCUGGAGAAGGUCGCCUCUGUGGUGACCUCGCCAACGACGGCUUCACAGACGGGAGACAAGAACCUUCCAGAACUUCCACGGCGGCCGGCAGCGCCCAAGCUGACGGCGAACAACAAUACACAAGUGAGUUGCACAGAAUCAGCGUCUGUUACGGUUCAAACAAAGAAGACGACACCUACACCUUCUCCGACGACCAAAGCUCGUGUCAGGACGAGUGCAGUGAAGAUGAGACUCUGGCUGAAGACACGCUCAGCGCCGACGCCUCCACUUUGGCCUCAAAACCAAACCUGUGCAAACAGCCUUGCAUUCUCAUCAUGGACUCGCUGCGUGGUCCGGCUCGCUCCACUGUGGUGAAAACUCUCAGAGAGUACCUGGAGGUGGAGUGGGAGGUGCGUAAAGGGAGUCAGCGGAGUUUUGGGAAGGACGUGAUGAAGGGUUCAAGUCCCCGUGUGCCUCAGCAGGAUAAUUUCAGUGACUGUGGAGUUUACGUCCUGCAGUAUGUGGAGAGUUUCUUUGAGAAUCCCCUCCCCAGUUUCCAGCUGCCGGUGAACCUGAGCGACUGGUUUCCUCAGCAGAGGAUGAAGACGAAGCGUGACGAGAUCAAAGAGCUCAUCCUCGACAUCCAGCAGCAGCAGGACGUGGAGAGGGAAGAGCUGGCGCCGCUGGAGGCUCCGCCCACCUCGCCGGAGGAGCCCGAGAUCGAGGAGACCUGUAGCCUGACCACGAGUCGGCAGCCGAAUUUAGCCGUGAGCCGCUGAGGUGGCCCCGCCCACCUGGUCCUGAGUCUGAUGAUUGUCUGCUGCUGGUUUCACUGAAACACCUGAACUCUCACACACACACACACACACACACACACCUUUACGUUUGUAAUAAAUAAAGAAGUCGACGUGUAAAUACGCAGGAGUUCUUCCCGCUGCCUUUGUAAUUUUACUGUUUUAUGAGAAGUGGCUCGUUAAUUUAUGUUGUCAUGGAUGUUCUUCUGUUUGGGCUCAGCCAUCGUUUCUUUAUCCAGCUGUGUAGAGGAAAACAACAACAACAACAACAACAGAACCCAGAGACUACGUCACUGUUGUGUUGUCAUUUCACCAAAUCCACCGUCUGGAAAAUAAAAAGCCAGGUUUCACAGCGCUUGACUC